Molecule: messenger RNA, 579 nt
Organism: Penicillium brasilianum
Lineage: Eukaryota; Fungi; Ascomycota; Eurotiomycetes; Eurotiales; Aspergillaceae
Source: the annotation of a GenBank genome assembly
AUGAUCCGGUCACAACUCUGGUCCCGGCUCCGUCGCGGCUCUUCAUGCCCAAGUUCCUUUAUUUCUGCAUAUCAAUCAAUACUUCCCUGUCGCUCCUUCACGCAAACACCCAUCCUCCCCGCCAAACCCCUCCCAGCCCGCCUCAAAAUCAACGAUGCCGACCUAACAGUAUCCUACCUAAAAGGCACCGGACCCGGUGGCCAGAAGAUUAAUAAAACCAACUCCGCCGUCCAAAUCAUCCACGCGCCGUCUGGGAUCGUCGUCAAAUGCCAAGCGACGCGAUCACGCUCGCAGAAUGAGAAGAUUGCGCGCUCGCUGUUGGCGGAUAGAGUGGAGGCUCGGGAGAAGGGGGACCAGAGUCGGGUUGCCUUGAAGGCGGAGGCGGCGAGGAGGAAGAAGGCGAGUAAGGUUAAAAAGGCAAGGAGGAAGUAUCGGGAUUUGGAGCAGGGUGGUGAAGAGGGAGGGAGUGAGGGGUUGGGAAAGGAGGAUGUGGAUGGGAAUGAGGAUGUAGAAGUGGAGGGGAAUAUCGAAAAACCGACGACUGAGAAUGGCACAUCGGAGAAGGGCCCGUCGACGUGA